AUUUGCUGGAGAGACAUUUAAGAUGAAAACUUAAUUUUAGAGAGAAAAUGCGACCUUUCAAAAUAUUCAUACGUUUUUACGCAUUUUUAUGUAGGCAUGAUACAUGUAAUUCUGUUACGUACUUGCUGCUUUGAACUAUCUUGCCUGUGUAUAAUCUUUGUGGGAACAGCUGGGUGGACCUACACGGCUUCAAUGGCAUUUUGUGUUGGGUUGGCCGUCGGACUGUAGAACAGACAAGCGCUUGUGUUUAGUGUUGCCUUCCCUGCUGCGCCAUGGACUUUAACGUUAAACGGCUCGCCGCUGACGCCGGUACUUUCCUCACCCGAGCGGUACAGUUCACAGAGGAGAAGCUGGGUCAGGCUGAGAAGACGGAACUGGACGCGCAUUUGGAGAAUCUCCUGGGUCGAGCUGAGAACACGAAGCAAUGGACGGAAAAGAUCAUGAAGCAGACGGAAGUCUUACUGCAGCCCAAUCCCAAUGUCCGCCUUGAAGAAUUUGUUUAUGAGAAACUGGAAAAGAAAGUCCCGACACGAUUGAACAAUCAUGAGAUGCUGGGCCAGACUAUGAUUGACUCGGGGAAUGAAUUUGGUCCUGGAACUGCCUACGGAAAUGCUCUGAUAAAAUGUGGUGAGACCGAAAAGCAGAUCGGCGGAGCGGAGCGGGAACUCAUCCAAAGCGCUGCCAUCAACUUCCUCACGCCUUUCAGGAACUUUCUGGAAGGCGACUUCAAAACCAUCCUGAAAGAAAGAAAACUCCUGCAAGUCAAACGCCUGGAUCUGGACGCGGCCAAAACCAGAUUAAAGAAAGCCAGAGUGGGUGAUGCAAGAGCUGUGGUGUGUUUUAAGGAAGUGUUGCGUUUCAAGUUUUCCGUGGGCAGUGCUGAGCAGGAGUUAAGGAUGACCCAGAGCGAGUUUGACAGGCAGGCAGAGAUCACCAGGCUGCUGCUGGAGGGCGUCAGCAGCACCCACGCCCACCACCUGCGCUGCCUGAAUGACUUCGUGGAGGCCCAGGCUACGUACUACGCACAGUGCUACCAGUACAUGGUGGACCUCCAGAAGCAGCUGGGCAGUUUCCCGUCGUCAUUCUCCAACAACAACCAGUCGUUGCUGUCCGGCGGCGCCAGCAUCUCGGUGCCCACCAUCCCAGUGACGGCCUCUCUGCCCAGCGUGUCCGCGGGACGCGGGGGCUCCGCCGCGUCGGGCGGUUUCAACGAACUGCGCAGCUCCAACGGCAGCCGCAAAGCCAGAGUGCUGUACGACUACGACGCCGCCAGCAGCAGCGAGCUUUCCCUGCUGGCCGACGAGGUGAUCAUCGUCAGCAGCGUCGCCGGCAUGGACUCCGAUUGGCUGAUGGGUGAGCGAGGCAGCCAAAAGGGCAAAGUCCCGAUCACCUACCUGGAGCUCCUCAACUGAGCCCUCCGUGCUGACGCCACAUAUUUAUAUAGUGUUGCAGGGACAGGCCUAGCUCGUUCUUCCAUUUCAGUCUUUUUACAUUGUGGUUCUAUUUGUACAAAACAAAGAAGAAGAAGAAGAAAAAAAAGGUGAGAUUCCCGCUUCCUCUGUGCCACGCGAUUUAAAAUAUGCGCCGCAGCGUCUCCCUAUCUGUAACUUUUUAAAAAAACAAAAUGGCUGUUUACAAAACAUAUAUUUGAAUUUCUUCUUUUUUUUUUUUUUUUUUUUUUUUUUUUAACAAAACAAGAGGAAUACGAUUGAAUGGUAAAAUGGGCUUCAGUUUAAAGAAUGGCGAUGGAUGCUUGGAUUGGAUGUUGUUUUUAAAGUCUAAUUUUAGAAUCGAUAAUCUCAUGGUGCAGUAGCUCUUAUGGUUUUUUUUCUCAACAUGAGUUGUCCUUCUUUUUAUAUAUAUAUAUAUAUAUAUUUUGGUGUUUUGUUAUUCGUGUUGCGCUGCUUGCGUGUCUUUACGGCACAGUACGAAUGAAGUCGUGACACACGUUCGUUCACAUUCGUCGGGUCAUGCCCAACAUGCUAACCUGAAAGUGCCUUUCACAGCGACACCUGCAGUAGUUAACGCCAGCUUGGUCUUCGUCGCAGCCACUCCAGCAGUAUUGAGGUUCCGCCGCCCGUUUCGUGCUCGGGUUUUCGGUCGCCGUCCUCAGGACCUUUGUGUGCUAUUUAUCCGAUGAUGUAAUUUGAAAAGUUUGAAGACAGAUUAGAGAGAAAAAAAAAAUUCCCAGAUAAUCAAUAGAUAAUAAUCUGCUUUUUUUUGCAGAUUUUUUUUUUACUUAAAAAUAUUUUUUUCAAUUAAAAAAAUUUUUUUUAAAAAUAGUUUUAACAGAAAUCCAUUUAAGUUUGGUUAAAAAAAAUGCAAUGUCUUUUUUAAAAUUUAAAGAGAAUAUUUAAAGGUUGGAAAUCCUGAUUAUAAAAAAAUAUAUAAUACAGCACAACAACUGAUAUAAAUAUGAUGCAGAUUUUUUUAUUAUUAUUAUUAUUUUAAACCGACUUCUGUACUCCAACUUUUUGACUGACCUUCAUACACGUUUUGACUACGACGCAUCUUGACCCUCAGGUGUUGGGGACUGAAAUACGUCAUCAUUUCCUCUCACUUCAUUUCAACCCAGUUUCCCGUUAAGUUACCGUUGCAGUCUGGGAGAUGUUGUCUUUUUUUUUUUUCCUGUAUCGGCUGCAGUAUGGUGCAGUCAAAUAAAUAUUACAUAACGUGUAAAAAAA
Cynoglossus semilaevis (tongue sole) is the source of this 2684-nucleotide messenger RNA. It is a transcript of the gene sh3glb1a, whose product is annotated as SH3-domain GRB2-like endophilin B1a. Gene Ontology annotation, cellular component: cytoplasm; membrane. Gene Ontology annotation, biological process: membrane organization. Lineage: Eukaryota; Metazoa; Chordata; Actinopteri; Pleuronectiformes; Cynoglossidae. Gene Ontology annotation, molecular function: protein binding. The record is from RefSeq and is a predicted model, not a curated record. The coding region runs from base 273 to 1412 and encodes 379 amino acids. The transcript has 10 exons.